AACGUAAUGGCGCGAAAAAUUGGGGGCAAGUAGCAGCAGUCUAAGGGUUUCAUGAUUCAAUCUCAUUCUGCAAUCCUUGGAAGAACAAGAAUGUCCAAUGAGAAUGAGAUCGGCGAAAUCCAGCUCCUGGUUUCUUCUGGCGACAAAUCCAGCAAGUGCUCCGGCUACUCAAGCCUCCUCCAUUUCCAGGAACAUUCCUCUCUCAAUCCCUCUUCCCUCCACUCCCUCUCACUCUCCUCUCACUCCAUCGUCUCUUCCCUAAUCUCCGACAUCUCCAACCACGACGAAGAAAUAGCUGCGCAAGCCUUGAAAUGCUUGGGCUUCAUGAUUUAUCAUCCUUCCAUUGUGUCCUCACUUCCACCGGAUGAUGUCAAUUUGGUAUUAGAGUCACUGUCCAAACUUAUUACAACCACUAAAUUAAAGUCUGCUUGUAAUUUAGGGGUAUGGUGUAUAUCUGUUCAACAGUUAGGAGAAUCGUUUCUUGCUACUCACUUCCAUUCUUUGUUACUAGCAAUUGUUCAUGCCUUGGACAACCCAAUGGGUUCUUUGUCAACAACAUUUGAAGCUACCCAGGCUGUAAUGAAGCUAUGUGGUCAACUAAGUAAACAAAUGAGAGACUCAUCCCAUAUAUGGGCUCCUCCAAUAUACAGAAGACUUCUCAGCACAGAUAAGAGGGAAAGGGAUGCCACGGAACGAUGUCUAUUGAAGGUCAAAACUUCAGUCAUUCCUCCUUCCUUGGAUCUCUCCAAGGUUCUUGUCAAAGAUAUGAAGUUAAAUUUGCUUAGUGGGAUGAAGAAAUUGUUAGAUAAGGGUAUGAAGAUUCAAGUUAUUCAAGCAUGGGGAUGGUUUAUCCGAAUGCUUGGAUCACAUGCUUUGAAGACUAGACAAUUAGUUAAUGACUCACUGAAAAUUCCUGAAUGUACAUUUACAGACCUUGACCCUCAAGUUCAGAUCGCUACACUGGUUGCUUGGGAAGGUCUUAUCGAUGCUCUUGUUCACUGCACAAUGUUAGAUCCCAAUAAAAAUACCCCAGCCAAGGAAAAUCAUCUUCAAAAACAACAUUCAUUAGAAAGGAACAAUUGUGAUGUCCAAGCAAAUGGUUUUUCCAAGAGCAUAAGACUAAUAAUGACCCCAUUGAAUGGCAUUAUGUCUAGUAAGUGUGAUAUAUCAGUCCACUCAUCAUGCUUGAAUACAUGGUGUUAUUUGCUUCAUAAGCUUGAAACUUCUAUCAACGAACCCUCAUUGAUAAAGAUGGUAUUGGAGCCUAUUUUAAAAGCAAUAUUUCAGAAUGGACCUGAUAGCAAGAGCAUCUGGUUGUGGGGGCUAGGCCUAGAUCUGCUCAGUGAUAGUAUCUCACAGAAGUGUAGGGAUGUCCUCUGCCAAUCAACUAACCAGUUCAGAGAUAGAAUCUCUGAAACUGGGCCUUCUCUAUCUGCCAAAUGCUCUUGGAAGCUUCACCCAAUUAGAUGGCUGCCAUGGGAUAUCAGUCAAUUGGAUUUUUAUCUUAGUAUGAUUUCUGUUCUCAUUUGUCAAGCAUCAAGACCAACAGUGACUUCUGAUCAUAGAAGUCUUGUUUAUGAUGCUGCCGCAAAGUUAUUUACAUCUGUUUUAAAAGGAGUCAAACAUGAUUUGGAAAGUACAUCUACCAAUUAUGAUGGUAUUAUGUUGUGCUUGAAAUCAAUAUUAACAUUCAUAAAAAAUGUAUGCGAGGAUUUAUGCACAGAUGGCACUGAAAAGCAUGAUCUGUACUGCAUUUCCAUUCGGUUUAUAGAAGUUGUCACAAAGGAAUUAGAUUCUUUGAUCUUGGGAUCUCCUCUCUACAAGUUUUCUUUAGACCUAAAGUACAUUGGUGGCACACAAUCAGGUGAUCACAAUGAACACCUAAAUUUUAGUGUCAGUCGUGUUUCUUAUAUGGAUAAGGUUUCUCCAAUGGUUUAUUUGAUAGCGGUUUACUUCCAUAUGCUGGACUGGUUAGCAAUGAAUUCUUCUCAAUUAGACUGCAAGCCACAAAGAAGCUCUGAAUAUUUUAAAUUCAUAUUUUCUUCAAGUGAUUCCCCAGACAAUCUACUUACUUUUGUUGGCUUCUUGUACAAAGAUGUUCGACCAAUUCACUUAAAAAUAUGGAUAACAUUGGCUGAAGGAUUGAAUGGCUGUGCACGUGAUCCAAACUGUAGGUCUCUACGGGUAGCCAUGUCUGAUAGUGCUGCUUAUUCGUCCAUAUGCCAUCUUUUAAUUUAUCCCAUUGUGGUACACACUGAAACUGCAAGAUUGACCUUGUCAAAUGCUGGUGCCUCUUCAGAGAAUUAUAAAGUAUUACUAGAAAAAAACCCAAUGCUUGACCUUGUUAUUCAAACAUGGAUAUCGCUUUACGAAUCUCUUAGUGCUUCAGGCUCCGGAUGUUCAACAACCACCAAUUUUUCUGGAGAUCUGUGCACAUUGUUAAGCAGGUGCCUUGAUGAUAGCAUUGAUAUGGCUGAGAGCGGCAUUGAACUUCAUUUGAAAUGCAAUGAUACUGAUCUUGGUAUCCUUCAUUUAUCUGGCAAUUUCAUGAUAUGCAUUCUUGACCACAUUCAGACUUCAGAAUUAGUUUCAGAAACAGAAAUAAGUAACACUGAACGUGAGAGCAAAAUUCUCUGUGGCAUAAAGAACUGCUUAAAACUUGCUGCUAGGUAUAUGAAUUUGUUGAUGAAAACGGUGGUGAUAGACCCACUGCCUGGUUUUGUUGGGACCUCAAGAGUGUCUUCUGCAUUAGCAAAUUUCGUUAGCCGCCUUCACAGGAAGCAAGAUAUUCUUCUUUUUCUGGAGAUUAUUUCCUGCCCACUACUUCAAUGGCUAUCAAAUAUGGUAAAUCAGGAUGAAACAACAAAUGAGCAACUCCAACAUCUGUGGACUGAAAUUUUAAGUUGUUUAAAAAGAAGUCAACCUCCAAUGAACUUUGGUUCCGCUUUACUCAGACUUCAUGAAACCUUGUUUGAAAAAACUCUUGAUCAUCCAUAUCCCUCCAUUUCAAAACCAACCAUCACAUUUUGGAAUUCCACGUUUGGUCAACAAGUUAUUCUGGAUUUCCCACCGAAUCUCCUCUCUGUCCUCGACAGACUAUCUAGGAAUGGGAAAUUAAAACUCCAGAAGAGAAGCCUACCACCUCUUCAAAAAUGUCGUUCCUCUAAGGAAGUCAGUGGCACUCUGCCAGGAUACUGGGUCACCGCAACACAUAAUAGGACAUCCAAGAGAAUUGAGUUAGUGCUGGACGCACAAAAAGAUGCAUCUCCUUUGAGUGUUAAAAAAAGGAGAUUAGAACUGACUGAGCAUCAAAAGGAAGUGAGGCGAGCGCAGCAAGGAAGGGAAAGGGAUAGUGGAGGACAUGGCCCUGGAAUUAGAACUUACACUAAUGCUGAUUUCUCUCAAGGGCUUGAUGAAUCACAAGAAAGCCAAGAAAUAAGAGACUCAGAAGCCAUACUGCAGAUGUUGAGGAAAACUAUUUAGUUACCUCAGAGUGCUGAACUGCAUUGGCACUAAAACAGUGGCUGUCCAAGAAUAAAUUGUCAACAUUUAUAUAAUUACACUCGCCGAUGAUUCAUAAUAAUCCAAGUACUCUAGAUUGGUCCACAGUUGCACACACCAGCGUCAUUUUCAAAGCCCCGCAGAGCAGACAGCUGCCGCCACCACUACAAGCACGUUGCUUUUCUGGUCGUUCCUCUGUUGCUUUUGUUCUGUUCCGCUGUCUAUUGUUAUGCCGUUCACUGCUCUUUCCUAACCAUGACCCUCGCUCUCUGGAAGCCCAUUUCGCCUUGCAAACUCUAGCGCUUAUAGACCAAGGUUAGUGUUUCUUUCAGAAUCUCAAUAGAAACUUAAUCAUAUCUCACCACCAUAUAUUUCUUCACUCUCUGUAAAUUAUACAAAACAAUAAAUUCCUUUUCCACUAGAUAUUUUUUCUGUCACUCUAAUUUCAUAUGGAAUUUCUCUAAUUCCAAAUUAAGGACAAUGUUGCUUGUUUAUUGUUUUGUUGUUUCCUCUCUUAGUUAUAGAAAAAUUGAAUUGAGAUGUUACACGACCAAACCAAAAAAGAACAAUAUUCUAAACAGAAACAUCAGUUAUUAAUAAAUCAAUUCCAAGAGAAUACUGUGUAUAAAGCAUCUCUUUUAAACUUUGCAACUGCUAUCUCUAUCUAGUAAAUACUAUAAGACAAUGAAGACAUACAAGAGACCGAGAACUGGUCCAAAAAACCAAGUAUUAGACACAAACUAAAAAAUUUUACACUAUGAAUAACUGAAUUUUGAAAUUAGUUGUAUGUUGAUUCAAUUUCAUGAUCAAUUAUCUAUGUUGAUUUCAUUACAUUUUUUUAUACUCUUGUUUGUUAUGAUUUUGAUACUGUUUUCCUCAAGCAUUUCUUAUAAUUUCUUAUUUAGCAAGGCUCUCAGGUUUGAUAAAUAUAAAAAAAGGUUGGAACCAUUAAUAUCAAGCACUAGUGGUGUGAAUAAGUAUAAACCAUUUCACAUUUCUAUUUGUAUAAUACCGAGUGAUGUUAUUUAUUAUACUUGUUGUCUUCUUAUACUUUUAUAUUUGUCUAAUUAAAUUUAAAAAAAAAGAGUUGACACUGAAAAAAGAAAUAAGCUGGCAUUAUUAAUAUUCUCCUUAUAUACAUAACAAGAUGAUUGAUAAUAAUAGUAGUCAAAAUCAAUUAGUUGUUUAAAAUUAUUUUGAAGUAGAAAAUGUUACCGAAAAAAAGUUAAAUGCAAAUAUUGUGGUAGCUUAAUACAAUAUAAAAAUGGAACCAACUUAACGAGUAGUCAUUUAAGAUGCAAGCAAAAUUCUAGCAACCAUCACAAAGUAGUAUUUCAAAUUGUUGGAAAAGAAUUACCAUUUUACUUUGUUGAAAGUAAAAAAUUUUGAAGAAUUUUGUAUACCAAAAGUAAGAUUCAAAGUUUCUUCGCGUACUUCAUUAACAUGUGAUAUUAAAGUUCUUAUGUUAAAGAAAAGAUGAAGUUACAAGAUUUUUUUUCGAUAAACUGUGUUAAAGUAUGUUUAACAACUGAGACUUGAAUUUCAAUUUAAAACUUUAUUUAUGAGUUUGACAACACACCUUGUAGAUUUGAAUUGGAAGUUACAUACAAAAAAUACUUUAUUUUUGCCAAGUGACAAGCUAUUUAAAAAAGGUCAUAGGAGUUACAAUUAAAACUUAAUUGGAAUUUAAAUCGGGUAGUUAGUGUGAUGUUGAUAAUGCAUCGUUUAAUGAUGUUGCAAUUAAAAUUCUAAAACAGAUUAAGUUCUUGGAAUAACAUUAUUUUGAAUGAUGAAUUUAUUUUCAUAAAAUGUUGUGCAUGUAUUUUAAAUUUAAUUGUAAAAGAAAGGUCAAAAUAGUCUAUGAGAAAAUCUGACAUUUUACCGCAUUAUGAAUCCUUAGUAUUGAUUCAUCAAUCUAAUUUAACUCUUCUUUUACAAUUAAAUUUAGAAUAUGUGUACAACAUCUUAUGUAAAUAAAUUCAUUAUUCAAAAGCUAUUUCAAGAACUUAAUCGUUGUUUCAGAUAUUUAAUUGUGACCUUAUUAGACGAUACAUUAUCAACGUCACACUAAAUACUGGAUUUAAAUUUCAAUUAUUCAAACAAGAUUCAAUUGUCACUUCUAUGAUCUCUCUUGAAUGGCUUAUGACUUGACAAAAAUGAAAUAUUUUUUUAUGCAAUUUCCAAUCCAAAUAUAUAAAGUGUGAUGUCAAUCUCAAGUAAGUAAAUUUUGAAUUGAAGUCCAAUGAUCAGUUAUUAAACAUACUCUACCAUAAUUUGUCGAGAGAAAAUCUUGCAAUUUCAUAUUUUUUUCAAUAUAAAAAGUUCCAAUGUCAUGUGUUAAUGUAGUUCGAGAAAAAAUUUUGAAUUUUACUUGUAGGACAUGCAUAAAUCUUCGAAAUUUCGGACUCUCAACAAAGUAAAAUGGUGUGAUCGUUAUUUUUCUUCUUUUGUUUGAAUCAUUGUCAAGAUUUUGCUUGCAUCUUUAAUUAUUAUCUAUUGAGCUGGUUCAAUUUCUAUAUUAUAUUAAGCUAUUGUAAUAUUUGCAUUUAACUUUUUUUUCAAUAGCAUUUUCUGUUUCAAAAUAAUUUUAAACUGACCAAUUUUUACAAAUAUUUGACGGUGAAAAAGAUGGUUGAGUACUAUUAUUAUCAAUCAUCUUAUUCUGCAUAUGAUAUAGAAAGAAUAUUAAUAACACCAACUUAUUUUUUUAGUGUGAACUCUAUAUUUUUAACUUAAGUAGACAAAUAUCAAACUAUAAGAAAACAAUAAGUAUAAUGCAUAAUAACACUCUUAGUACAAUGCAAAGUGAAAGAUAAUCAAACUAAAAAAUGUAAAAUGCUCUAAACUUAUCCACACCACUAGAUAUUAAGGAUUCUAUUUUUUUUUAUUUAUUAAACCUGCAUCACACUAUCCAAAUCAUGACACAAACAAGAAUAUAAAAAGAGUGAAAAUUCAGAUGUAGUUGUCUUUAUACAGGUGAAAAUUGUUAGAUAAUAAUUUUGACAAACAUGUCAAAUUAUCUAAUAGUUUUCAACUAAUAAAUGUAAUGAAAUAAAUGUAGAUAAUGCAUUAUAGAAUCAAAUCAGCAUAAACUAAUCACGGAAUUUAGCUAUCCAUAGCGUAAAAUACAUACAUAACAAUGAGAAGAAAAUUAAAAGAGCAACCUAGUCUAUCUGAAGUUGAAUCAAUUUUUAGAAAAUGAUGAAAUGCACAUUGGUGAGAUAUGAUUAUGACCUUGUAGUAGGGAUUCUUAUUGAGAUUCUGAAUGAGACACUAAUUUUGAUCUUUGAGAGCUAGAAUUUGUAAUGCAAAAAGAGCUUUCAGAGAACGGAGAAGAAUAGAGUUGGGUCACGACGAGGAAAGGCGGAUGGCAAAACAGCAGAUGGCGGAAUAGAGUGACGGCGCGGUGAUGAUCCAAAGAGACGUAUGCGACAGCAAUAAAAGCAAAAGCAGCGGAAGAACGACCAGAAAAGCAACGGGUUUGUGGUGGUGGUGGCAGCUGCAUGCUCCGGUGUUGGCUACGGCGGAGACCGUAAAAGUUGAAAAAAUGGCUGAGGUGUGAACCGACUCAGAUUAAAGUUUUUUUUUUUUUAUAUUUUGGAUCUGAAUCCAGAUCUGAAAUUAUUUAAAUAAUUUGAAUUUAAAAACCAAACUACAAAAAUAGAUACAAUUUGGUUUAGAUUUUUUUUAUUUAAAAUUAGUUUUUUUUUUUUCAAAUAAUUUAGUUUGCAAAGCCCUAUCCAUAAAUUCAUGUAAAAUUCAAACCCGGGAGUCUGGACUGAGACUCUAGACUUAUCCAUACUUUACAACAUUCUUCUCCUUUCUAUCAAUGUUACAAGACAAAAAGCAAGAAGAUACGUGUUUUUUCCCCCCUCAAAUUAACAAGUCAUAAGCAUAUGCAUUAAUAAUACAAAGAAGGUAUUACUUUGUAAGAAUUCUUUUUCUCCUAUUGACACCUUUUCUAGCAAACUUAGAUGUACGAGUUACCUUAAUAUCAUGAACAUUGCCUUUGUAAUCACAAUGUUCCAUUACAUUAUUGCCAUGAUGCUUUUUGCUUUUAUAACUACUAA
This is a messenger RNA of Arachis ipaensis, 7571 nucleotides long. The record is from RefSeq and is a predicted model, not a curated record. Lineage: Eukaryota; Viridiplantae; Streptophyta; Magnoliopsida; Fabales; Fabaceae.